This is a messenger RNA of Sardina pilchardus (European sardine), 1138 nucleotides long. RefSeq names its product ankyrin repeat and SOCS box containing 13a, tandem duplicate 1 (gene asb13a.1). The transcript is spliced from 6 exons. Lineage: Eukaryota; Metazoa; Chordata; Actinopteri; Clupeiformes; Clupeidae. Gene Ontology annotation, biological process: protein ubiquitination; positive regulation of protein catabolic process. Gene Ontology annotation, molecular function: protein binding. The coding region runs from base 244 to 1020 and encodes 258 amino acids. The record is from RefSeq and is a predicted model, not a curated record.
UUGACAGUCUAUUUAUAGCAUUGUUUAGGCUACUUCCGCCAUAGAGCACAAAUUGUAUUUUUGUGAUUUCUUCUAUAGUCUUAAGCAAGGCUGUAGGCUAAUAUGCAUGUAAACCGAGUUUGGUGAACAUUAGGCUAUAGGCAGCCCUAACAGUAACAGGCUAUAGCUUUUCAACUUUUUACAUUACAGCUGUCACAGCUCAGUCAGAGUUGAAAAAUAGGAGUAUGGGCAGACCGCACAAUUAUGCACGAGGCGGCAUCCCAGGGUCGUGUGUUGCAACUGAAACAGCUGAUCGACAGUGGAAGCAAUAUCAAUAUCUUGACCGUGGAUAACAUCACACCGCUUCACGAUGCGUGCAUGCACGGGAAUGCGCAGUGCGUGCGUCUACUGCUACAGGCUGGCGCAGAGGUUGAAAUAAGGAACAUCCAUGGUAGCACGGCCCUGUGUCAUGCAUGUGCAGGAGGCAAUGUGGAGUGUGUAAGGUUGAUGCUGGAGUAUGGAGCUAAAGUCAACCCAACUCUCACCGCCCUCACUGCCACACCUCUACACGAGGCCUGCUGUAGAGGAAACGUUGAGUGUGUGAAGUUGCUCAUCUCCAAAGGAGCCCGGCUGGAGACCUAUGACGUCCACUUUGGCACACCACUCCAUUUAGCCUGUGCCAAGGGACACACACUGUGUGCGCGUGAACUGCUCAAUGCAGGAGCUAAAGUGAAUGCCAGGAGCUUCCACAAUACAGCGUUGCACCACGCUGCUGACUCUGGAUCGGUGGACCUCAUCGAGUUGCUGGUUGAGUUUGGGGGCAACAUAAACGCCAGUGACAACCUGAACAAGAAACCCCUGGACUACACUUCACCAGAGUCCCCAGCCCGCCUGACUCUGCUCCACUUCCAGAACUGCCCUCUAUCUCUGCAGCAGAUAUGUAGGAUCCAUGUGAGGAGUAUUUUGGCCACCGGAGCCCUGAUAGUCUUGCCCCAGCUCAACUUGAGUCCACGCAUUUUGAAAUAUCUCUGCUAUGAAUGACUGCCACACAAGCAGCAUUUCAUCUAAAGAAGAUAUUACACACACACACACACACACACAGGAGCAGAAAUGCACAGGUGUAUUUUUGUAAAUGUAAAUAAAUAAAUGUUCUGUUGUA